Molecule: messenger RNA, 1198 nt
Organism: Rhizophagus irregularis DAOM 181602=DAOM 197198
Lineage: Eukaryota; Fungi; Glomeromycota; Glomeromycetes; Glomerales; Glomeraceae
Source: RefSeq, a predicted model, not a curated record
CAUGCUAUCUAAAGUAAAAAUUCUUUUAGAUAGGACCGAACCUUCAAAUAGGUUACACGUUCUUGCUCUUGAUCUGGAAACUCAAAGUUAUUUGAGUAUUAAAAUUUCCUCCCCCGAAGAAAUUAUUGAACGUGAUAUUAAACGUAAUUAUAAAGACAUUCUUAAUGCAUACAUGCUAUUUAUGAUUGAUUUUCAAACUGCAUUCAAAGCAGCAAAAAAAUCAAAUAAGCAAUUUCGUAGUAAUUCAAAGUCAUUUAAGAAACCUUUAUUAUUUUGGGGAUCUUCACCAAGCGAAGUCACAGAUGAAUAUAAGAGGAUUUUUCAAAAUUAUAAAAAAUUAAAACCAAAAGUUCGUGAUUUCAUUCCCUUCCGCCCUAAGGAAAAUGCAAAUAAAAAUAACGAUCAACCGGAACUUGAAAAAGGUCAAGAUAAAUCGCUAAACGAUAUAAAUAGUUUAACCCCUCAACCAGAAGCUUUUCAAUCCGACAAUCUCAAAAUUGACCAAAAUAAUUCGCCUAAUGAUUUUCUUCAACAUGAAUUUAUCCGAAACCCUUCUUUUGACUAUUUUGAUUCUGUAUAUAAUGAUGAAAAUUUAGAUCAAGAUAAUUCGUUCAAUAGCGCAAAUGGUCAACCAGAAACUAUUCAUUUUGAAUCUUUCGAAAAUUCAUCAGGUCAAAAUAGUUACAUAGAUUACGUUAAUCUUCAAUUAGAAACUAUUCCUGAAAAUGCAUAUUUAACAAUUAAUAUAGGAGAGAAUGAGAAUUUGUUUUAUUUGGAUCAAGACGAUUCUUCUGACAACACACAUAAUUUGAUUCUUCAGCCACAGUUUAAAAAUUUCGAAGCUACAUUUCAAAACGACAAUUAUACGAAUAAUCUUCUCUUUCCAUCGGAAACUAUUCACUAUCCUUUUGCUGAUUUCGAAAUUGACUAUUAGCGUUACACAACUUCGUAUAGAUUUCUUACACAAUAUAGUAAAGUAAGCAAUAUAUGAAUGAUUCAACAUGCAAUAUGUUUUAAUAUUAUAGCACAAUUUGAAUAUCUAAUAUAUGAAUAAUACGUAUAUGAAUGAUUAAGGUUAGUUAAUAAUGUUAAUAAUCCAAUAAUGAAUUCGUAACAUCGUAAUUCGUAACAUCGUAAUAUUAGAAAAAAAAAAUAAUUCACGAUAUGGAUAAAUAUUUAAGUUAAUUCUUUUUAAGAU